Neltuma alba is the source of this 1418-nucleotide messenger RNA. RefSeq names its product protein COP1 SUPPRESSOR 2. Gene Ontology annotation, biological process: mRNA splicing, via spliceosome. The transcript is spliced from 6 exons. The coding region runs from base 42 to 908 and encodes 288 amino acids. The record is from RefSeq and is a predicted model, not a curated record. Lineage: Eukaryota; Viridiplantae; Streptophyta; Magnoliopsida; Fabales; Fabaceae. Gene Ontology annotation, cellular component: spliceosomal complex.
GCACACACGACGCCUGGAGUUUGCUGUUCGGACCCCCGAGGAUGGAAGAUGCGAAAGACAAGCCACAGCGAAAGAAGAACUAUAGAAAGAGAAGUGCUUCAAUCGAAGAGACAGAGAAUAAAGAAGGAGAACAGUCUAAAAGAGAAGAAUCCGAUGAUGAACGAGAUAGAAGAAUGGCAUUGGAAGAGAUCAAACUGCUCCAGAAGCAGAGGGAAAGGAAAUCUGGGAUUGCUGCGAACCCUACUUUGCCAACGCAGAGUGGAACUGGCUCCGGUUUAGCUGCGAAAGCCGCUGAAAAGAACGACGGAGACGGUGGCGAUAAGGACGAGCUUGUUCUUCAGGAUACCUUUGCUCAAGAGACGGCUGUCAUGGUCGAAGACCCCAAUAUGGUCAAUUAUAUCGAACAAGAAUUGGCAAAGAAGAGGGGCAGGAAGAUUGACAAAACAGAUCAAGUUGAGAGCGAAUUGAAACGUGCUGAAGACGAACUAUAUAAAAUUCCUGAGCAUCUAAAAGUGAAAAGAAGAAACUCAGAAGAAAGCUCUACUCAGUGGACUACUGGUAUUGCUGAGGUUCAGCUUCCAAUUGAAUACAAGUUAAAAAACAUUGAAGAAACAGAGGCUGCCAAAAAGCUUAUACAGGAAAAGAGACUUAUGGGUCGGACAAAGUCAGAGUUCAGCAUUCCUUCAAGUUAUAGUGCUGAUUAUUUCCAGCGGGGCAGGGAUUAUGCUGAAAAACUUAGAAGAGAACAUCCGGAGCUUUACAAAGAUAGAAGUUCACAGGAUGAUGGUGCUGGAUCCAAGCAAAACAAUGCAAGCACUGAUGCAGCAGGGCAGAGGCAAGCUGCAACUGAUGAAUUCAUGCUAGAGCGAUUCCGGAAGCGGGAACGCCACCGGGUAAUGCGGAGAUAACAUGCCUGUUGUAAAGUGUGGCAUGUUGGACGGAGCAUAAUCCCAAUAAAUUUAGCAGUCCACUCCAACCAGCGUUGAAUAACAUGACUUCCAUACUAUGCAUCACUUCCUGGCUUUUUGGUUAUUCAACACUAUUUAAGAUUGUAUUGCUGCCAAUGAUAUAAACUCUGAAGCUCUCCAUUUGGUUUUUUAUCCACGGACUGCAUAAUGCAGCUGAUUUCUAACUGGCAUAUGCUGAGAGGCUAUAAUAUGUCCCGCCAGUUGAUCGUUGAUAACAUACUGUAAGAUAUGUACUAUGUAAGAUUUUGACAACAAAAUGGCAGGUUAGUGACGGUGUUAAAUGGUCACUUUGUUUUGGUCCCAAAAAGAAGUUGGUCACUUUGUUAGGUUAUCCUUUUCUUUUAUUUUGGCAAGUAUUAGGCAAUAUCAGCGAAUUGCACUUGAGUUUGAGAUGGUUGAAUUUGCAACAUGAAAGGAGCAUAUUCCAGGCCUCCAUCAUUUGUAGUUGAA